Messenger RNA from Bombyx mori (domestic silkworm), 4181 nucleotides. RefSeq names its product clip domain serine protease 4 (gene CLIP4). The record is from RefSeq and is a predicted model, not a curated record. The transcript is spliced from 9 exons. Gene Ontology annotation, biological process: proteolysis. Bases 1114 to 2901 code for a protein of 595 amino acids. Lineage: Eukaryota; Metazoa; Arthropoda; Insecta; Lepidoptera; Bombycidae. Gene Ontology annotation, molecular function: serine-type endopeptidase activity.
UUGUGAACUAGCUGACCCGGCAGACUUUGUAGUGCCUCAAUCGAUAAAUAAAAGACCUGUGCUUUUGUAUAAAAUAAACUUAAAACAAACAAAAGGAAUUCGUUCGACGGGGGACAUAUCAAAGGAAAAACAAAAUUUGUUAUUUUUAUGUAUUUCCGAGCAUUUUCAUAUUUAUCUACUUUUUAAACCUUCUCUGGACUUCCGCAAAUAAUUCAAGAUUUAUAUUAUUAGCCAAAUCGGUCCAGCCGUUUUAGCGACUCGAGUUUUAACGAGACUAACGAACAGCAAUUCAUUUUUAUAUAUAUAGAUUAGUCCCUCAAUUCUAAACAGAAAUCAAUUUCUCGAAACCGUUUACUUCAUUCAACCGCUUACUUUAAUCAUAUCCGUAACAGCUGCUUUCCUAACAGUUCACAUUAAAUUCAAACUCCGUUUCCAAGGGCGCGAUCGCGCCAAAAUUCGCGCGCAAUGAAAUUACACUUUCUUUACAUGUAUAUAUGAUAUUUAUUUAUCAAUUUCGAUUUGUUUUUUGUACUGAUUAGAAUAAUAAGUUGUGUUAUUUUCGCUUUUCUCUAAAUGUGUUGGAUAAAGAUUAAUUUCAAUGAAUGUUUAUUCUUGAUAACCUUCAUUAUAUGUUGCCGGUCAAUUUCGUGAUUCUUUCAAUAUGUAAACACUACGUGGAUUAUAGAUAGCUGAUCGCUAGUAAUAUAUUACAUAACCUUACGAAACACAGACAAAAAAAAUCCGAUCGCAAAAUAUAAUUACAUCACAAUUCCCGUUUGAAUAACCACGUACAGUGAUUCAUUUGCAAGACCCUACUCUCAACGGGUCUUAUUAUCGGGUUUUAAUAAAACACUGCUUGUAGGUACAUUUAUACAUACAGCAAUGACGUACGCGUUCACCUCGACGGCCAACUUAUAUCAAUGGGCGGUCAAGAUUGACCGACACAAGAGCUCGGGAUCACCGCGUCUACAGUUUGAUAGAAAAAAAAAAAAAAAAAACGAAUCUACAAAAAAGGCAAUAGGUUCUUUUUUCUCGAUUCAGUUGAAAACGUAAUCUUGAGUGUGGUGCAUGUUUUAGUUUUAAAUAAAAAAAAUAAAAAUAAAAAAAGUGAAUAUGCGUAUACUCUGUGCUUUAUUGUGCUUCAGUUUAUGUACGGAAUUAGUUUUUUGUCAAUUCGGUUUCUUCCAGCAAAGAGAUGAGAAGAGAUUCUCGCCGUUCCAGUUCGCUCAGAAUCUCCUACCCAACCCGAAUCGGUUCCGAGAAGGCAUCAAUAACUUCUUCAACAUUGGCCCAAGGCCUAUAGCCAACGAGAACCCAAACCAGUACACACCAAACCAACUAGACCAAAAUUAUGACAGCGGAAUCCAGUCUCCCCCAAACCAGAAUCAAUUCACCGAAAACAAGCCAGUAGUGUUUCCCACCCCACCUCCCGAACCUGAGAUUCCGAACGACCAAAACGGUUACGGCUAUCAGCCCGAUCAGAACGAGGAGCCACAAAACAAACCGGUCCUGUUCCCGACUGAAGAGUCCAGAGCUGAUGAAACCAAUCAAGAACAGCCGAAUGAAAACCAAGACAACGUCCAGAAUCCUGGUAACCAAAACGAAGGGAAUCCAUUCACGGAGAAUGCUGCACAAGAUUUGAGCACUCUAGCACCAGUUCAACCCCAGUCGGAGGGGUACAGUGAUGUCCACACUGACACUAACUCGUUUGAGCACACCACCCUACUACAGCCCCUAACUCCACUCGCACUCCCUAAUAUAGAAUCCAGAAACGUGAAUUUCGGACCAUCAGGAAUAUUCAAUGAACCAUGCCAAACAGUGGAAAACGAGGUCGGGAGCUGUCUGAACUUGCUCCAGUGCACGCCUUACCUGAAAAUCGUUAAGGAGUUCAAGACGAAUCCUGCCGCUGCUGUACUACUCAGGAAGGCUCAUUGCGGCUUCGAAGGGUCUAAUCCUAAGGUCUGCUGUCCCCUCCCUGGCUUUCCAACGGUACCGCCAGAUACUACCACCACUACGACCACGACCACGCAAGCGCCGGCUCCGACGCAAUCCGCGAAAUCAGCGAUAGAGGACUUGGUACCAGCGUUCCCUGAGCCCCCGUACUGCGGCGUCAGCAAUGCUUCCUUCAGCAGGGUCGUCGGGGGAGUCAGCGCUAAACUUGGCGAUUUCCCUUGGAUGGUGAACCUUGGUUACAAGCCGCGCAGAGGCGGCGGAGUGCGCUGGCUGUGCGGAGGCUCCCUCAUCACCAGCAGGCACGUGCUCACGGCGGCGCACUGCAUGCACAACCACGACGAUGACCUGUACUUAGUGCGAGUGGGAGAGCUGGAUCUUGCCAGAGACGAUGAAGGUGCUACUCCUGUGGACGUUCUCAUUAAGACGAAGAUCAAGCACGAGCAAUACGAUGCCGCCUCUUAUACCAACGACAUCGGCAUCCUGGUGCUGGAGAAGGACGUACCUAUUACAGACUUGAUUAAGCCUAUCUGCAUCCCCAAGGACACAGAGCUUCGCUCCCGCAGCUUCGAGGACUACAACCCCAUCAUAGCCGGCUGGGGGGACACAGAGUUCCGCGGUCCAUCCGCAACGCACCUCCAAGUCCUGCAGCUGCCUGUGGUCAGCAACGACUUUUGUGCUCAAGCGUACUCGCCAUAUAAGAAUCAGAAGAUCGAUGAGAGGGUGCUCUGCGCUGGGUACAAGAAGGGGGGCAAGGACGCCUGUCAGGGGGACAGCGGGGGCCCUCUGAUGCAGCCCAUUUGGAACUCGCAGACCUACAAGACCUACUUCUACCAGAUCGGAGUGGUCUCCUUCGGCAAGAAAUGCGCUGAGGCUGGAUUCCCCGGCGUCUAUGCCAGGGUCACGCACUUCGUUCCCUGGAUCCAAGAGAAGGUUGUGGGUCAUGCGUGAUGACCCACUGGGAACCUCGGAGGAAAGUAGAGUUAAUGUGUGAUACUAACUAAACUGAUAUUUCGGACUAUCAGUAAGUAAUAAGAUCUGUAAUAGAGUUUUUAAAUGAAUUUACAAUUUGUUUUUUGUGCUAAUAAAAUAAAAUUGACUAUUAUUGAUAUUCAACAGUGAAGAUUAUAUUUAAUAGUGAUUUUUAUAAGUUUUGAGAAGUUUAAUAAAUAUUAAUCUGGAUGUAGUUCGGAAGCCUCGAUAAUGUAAACAUUACGUGUAUUAAGUACGGAAUAAACGAGGUGUUAUUAUCUUGAAAUAAUUGCAAUAAUAAUACAAAUAACUCAGAUGAUCGAAACGCUUCUUAUUUUUGUCAAUAGAUGUCGCUACACGACGCUCGAAAGCAGUUUUAGUCACAGAGUAUCUUUAUAUUUCGUUCAACAUAAAAUAUAUUUAAUAAAUGGAUGUAUUUAAUUAUUUAUUUUCCGAAUUAACUUAAAUAAAAUAGCUUACUAAUAUAGCAACUGUAUUCAUUAAAGUUUGCUUUUUUAUGGCAGGGUACUCAAACUUAAUUAAUUUAUUGUUUUUCAUGACGUAGUCUACGUAGAGUGGUUAUAGAUUUGUCUCUUGCAUCCACACUCAACUUGCAAUUUGUUAGAAAGAGAUAAAACACGAAUUAUUAACAAACAAACCAUGCCGUUAAUACCCAGAUGACACUUUUAAUAAAUGUUUAAUGUUUAUAGUUAAGUAAUCACAUAAAAAAUAUUGAGACAGGUACAUAGUGAUUAGUUAUCUAUAAAGUACAGUAUUUUUUACAUUAAAUAAUUACUUCAAGAUAUUGUGUUAAUAUUGAAAUAAAUAAGUAUUGUGACAGCAAAAUAUAAUAGAUUGAUUAUUAGUAGUUAGUUAAAAGGAUGUGCAUGUAAACAAAUUUGUCUUUAUAAUACACUGGAUAUCUUCUAUGGUGACAAAUGAAUAAAUCGCCUACAUGAAUAAAAUAUUUAAUUUUCGCUAAGGUUUGUUUUCGUGUUUAUUGAUUAUUUGAAUUCAUUUUACAAACAUUGAAAUUUACGUUAAAACACUAUGUAAAAAUGUUCAUACUUUUUCAGUAAAUAUGAACAGAAUUUAGUUUGUAAAGUAAAUAAAUAAAAUAAAGAUUAUUUCGAUGUUAUUACUCAAGUUGUGUAUGUUUAUAUAAUGUUCGUCACAAAAUGCCAACCUCAAAGAAAACUAGCACGAUUUUGGCGUUGCGUUUUCAUAUUUUUUUUACGGAAUAAAUUAUUUUUUCACUA